This is a messenger RNA of Colletotrichum chrysophilum, 231 nucleotides long. RefSeq lists its product as uncharacterized. NCBI's taxonomy places the organism in Eukaryota, Fungi, Ascomycota, Sordariomycetes, Glomerellales, Glomerellaceae. The record is from RefSeq and is a predicted model, not a curated record. The transcript has 3 exons. Bases 1 to 231 code for a protein of 76 amino acids.
AUGUCUCUUCCCCCAGAGAUCAUCGACCAAAUCGUCGACCAAUAUGUCUCAGUAGCCAGAGUCCAGACCUUUCAUGAGGUCCGUGACCUCGAUGAGUGGGUUAACUUCACCGGCGGCCGGGACUCCACAGCGGUGUUCUACGGUGGGGAGAACGAGCCUUACGAAUCGACCUUCUUUCGCCUUGUUGACUUUGCGCCUCGUAUCCCGUCAGUGGAAUCGCUCUGCCAAUAG